AUGAUUGCCGUACCUUUGCAGAACAAUAUUCGCCACAUCAACAGAGGACUGAAUUAUUUACGGGGACUUAAGUUAGCACAUCUGGUAACACAGGACGAGUCCUUCGAAAUAUCGUUAUUGAUCGGAGCUGACUACUACUGGGACUUAGUCGAGGAUGAAGUCAUACGGGGGAAUGGUCCAACCGCUGUGAGGUCAAAGUUAGGUUUUUUACUUUCCGGUCCAGUAAGCGACAAGAGGGAUAACUCAUUGAUGGGUACUAGCAUUUUUAAUAUUCUUAUUUCUCAUAAAACAGAAGAGCAUGAUAAAGAAACAUUUUGGAGAUUGGAAUCGAUUGGUAUUAACUCGAAGGAAACAGACAUAGACGAUACAGAUUUUUUGGAAACAUAUCAAGACACUUCGAUUGAACUCAGAGGUAAUAAAUACUUUGCAAAAUUGCCAUGGAAACAGGAACAUGACGAACUACCAUCAAACUAUACAGUCACAAGAAGAACAGAGAACGUUAUUAAGAAACUUAGUCAAGAUCCUAAACUACUAAAGAAGUAUGGAGAUAUAAUCGCCGAACAGGAACGCAGAGGAUUUGUUGAGACAGUAGAUGAAAAUGAACAAAAAGGCGGGAAAAUUCAUUACAUUCCACACCACCCUAUACACAAGGAAUCUAGCACAACUCCUAUACGAAUAGUAUACGACUGCAGUUGUCGUCAAUCACCAAGUCAUCCAAGUCUAAAUGAUUGUCUUAUGGACACACCACCAAAAUUAAAUGAUUUGACAAAUCUCCUAGUACAGUUUAGAGCCAACCAGUUUGCUACAUGUACUGAUAUUGAGAAAGCUUUCUUACAUGUUGGAUUGAGCGAAGAAGAUAGAGAUGUUACCCGAUUUUUAUGGCUUAGUGACCCUACAAAUCCAGGAAGUCAGCUGAAAACUUAUAGGUUCAAAGCAGUGUUAUUUGGAGCGACGUCUUCGCCCUUUAUACUCAACGCCACAAUACAGAAACAUUUGAAACAAUUCAGAAACAGUGAAACAGCUAAAAUUCUAGAAAGAGAUAUUUACGUUGAUAACAUAUUGUCUAGUAUGAACAAAGAGGAAGAUUUACUUACGUAUUUCAAAGAAGCAAGAAGCUUGAUGGCUGGAGCUGGAUUCAACUUGAGAUCAUGGAGUUCAAACAGUGCUAAAUUACUAGAAUUAGCUAAAGAAGAAAACGUCCUAGAUACGGAUAAGUAUACCAAAAUACUUGGAAUGUUGUGGAACAGUCGUAGCGACGAGAUUUUUUACCCUAAGCGUGAUAUUCCUACACCGGAACUACUUCAACAUGUAACUAAACGAGAAGUUUUGAAAUAUUCUUCAAAGAUUUAUGACCCACUAGGCUUACUUAGUCCGAUUACAAUUAGAGCGAAAAUCAUGAUACAAGAGUUAUGGAAAUGUGGAUUAGAUUGGGACGAACUUAUACCAGAUAAUUUAAAGACUACGUGGAUAGAUUUGACCAAAGAUUUGGAAAAGGCAAUACAAUUCACUAUUCCUCGAUAUUACUUUAGCAAGCCAUCAACAUCAACAGAAUUAGUACUUCAUGUAUUUACAGACGCAAGUCCAAAGGCGUACGGCGCAGCAGCUUAUUUGAGUAACGAAAACGAAACAACUUUAGUAAUGGCGAAAACCAGAGUAGCACCAGUCAAAUGCUUAACCCUCCCACAACUUGAACUUAUGGCAGCAAUCAUCGGCGCACGACUAGCUGCACAUCUUCAUUCAACACUUAAUUAUCCAAAAAUUGUAUUUUGGUCAGAUAGCAGCAUCGUUCUUCAUUGGCUAACAUCUACGAAGACUUUGAAACGUUUUAUAGCUAAUCGAGUGAGGGAAAUAACAGAAUUGACGCAUCCAUACAAAUGGCGAUAUUGCCCUACUGAUAACAACCCGGCAGAUCUUCUAACAAGAGGACUUACAAUUGAACAAUUUGACCAGAGUAUACUUUGGCGGAAAGGACCACAUUGGUUAACAGAUAGUACAAAAUGGCCGGAACUAAACAGCGCAAAAAACACUGUUUUGACGUCACUGGUAGAUGACAGAGAAAAUGAAGAGGAAUUGGACAACUUGAAUAUGACGCACCAAAAGAGUCUAGGAAGUAUAACAAACAUAUUGGAUAUUUCGAACUAUGGAUCUUACAUGAAGUUAUUACGUAUUACCGCGUAUGUCAUCCGUUUUAUACGCAACUGUAUACGGGAUAGGAUUUCCAGAAAAAGUGGACCACUGGAGGUAAAUGAAAUUCAAACAGCAGUAAAUACUUGGAUUCUAGAUCUGAGAGGAGCACAACACAGAAACACAAAUAAAGUACCCAGAGUCCGACAAUUGGGACUUUUCUUAGACGAAACCGGUCUUAUUAGAUGUAACGGGAGAAUACACAACGCACCAAUACCAGAAUCAGCGAAAUUUCCGUACCUUAUACCGGCAAAUCAUCCGUUAACUAGACUUAAUUGUAUUGGACGCACACGAAAAAUUACUUCAUAG
Mytilus trossulus (common blue mussel) is the source of this 2493-nucleotide messenger RNA. RefSeq lists its product as uncharacterized. The record is from RefSeq and is a predicted model, not a curated record. Gene Ontology annotation, molecular function: nucleic acid binding. Lineage: Eukaryota; Metazoa; Mollusca; Bivalvia; Mytilida; Mytilidae. The transcript has a single exon. The coding region runs from base 1 to 2493 and encodes 830 amino acids.